CCCCUUCCUCAAAAAGACAAAAACUCUCUUUUCGUUCGCGACCCAUCAUCAUAUUCAUUGUUCACCUCCUACUUGGCCAGUUGCCAUUAUUCAUCCAAGAAAAAUUCAAGCUUUUGCUGCAACAUUGACAAUACCCUCUCUCGUUUGAUCUCAUUCUAAGUUGGGUUGGGUUGGGUUACACAGAAGAAGCUGUGCUACUUUUUUCUCGGGUGACUUGGCUUCUCGUUUUAUAGGACUUGAUUUGAUGGGGAUUUGCUUCAGUGCCAGAAUUAAUGAGAGCCCAAGUAACACAGGAUGGCUGAGUUCAAAGUAUGGGAAAGAUACGAGUGGUACAAGCAGCAAAGUCUCGUCAUUUUCGACACCUCUGACACCCAGGAGUGAGGGUGAGAUUUUACAGUCCCCCAAUUUGAAGGGUUUCAGUUUUGCUGAUCUGAAAAUGGCCACUAGGGAUUUUCGUCCCGAUAGUGUGCUUGGAGAAGGUGGUUUUGGCUCGGUGUUUAAGGGGUGGAUUGAUGAGAAUUCAUUAACUGCUGCCAAGCCUGGAACCGGGACUGUCAUUGCUGUGAAAAGGCUUAACCAGGCAGGAUUCCAAGGUCAUAGGGAGUGGUUGGCAGAGGUGAAUUAUCUGGGACAGCUUCAUCAUCCUCAUCUUGUGAAAUUGAUUGGAUAUUGCUUAGAGGAUGAGCAUCGUCUUUUGGUGUACGAAUUCAUGCCCCGUGGCAGCUUGGAGAAUCAUUUAUUCAGAAGAGGUUCUUACUUCCAACCUCUUUCAUGGAGCCUUAGAAUGAAGGCUGCUCUUGGUGCAGCAAAAGGGCUUUCCUUUCUUCACAAUGCCGAAACAAAAGUGAUAUAUCGAGACUUCAAGACUUCAAACAUCUUGCUCGAUUCAGAUUAUAAUGCAAAGCUCUCUGAUUUCGGGUUAGCAAAAGAUGGACCCACAGGUGAUAAGAGCCAUGUUUCUACCAGAGUCAUGGGGACCUACGGAUAUGCUGCUCCAGAGUAUCUGGCCACAGGUCAUUUGACAGCCAGGAGUGAUGUAUACAGUUUUGGAGUGGUGCUGCUAGAGAUGUUAUCUGGCCGAAGAGCAGUUGACAAGAAUCGACCGUCCGGAGAACAUAAUCUUGUGGAAUGGGCCAGACCUUACCUGGCCAACAAACGUAAAAUAUUCCGUGUCCUAGAUAACCGCCUUGAAGGCCAGUAUACAUUGGAAGCUGCCUUCAAGGCUGCUACCCUUGCUUUACGAUGCCUGUCUGCAGAAGCCAAAUUCAGACCGCGCAUGAAUGAGGUUGUAACAGCAUUAGAGCAGCUCCAGGGCUCGGUUGAAUCUGGAAGUAAUCAGAACGAUGCUAGAAAGCCACCCCGUAUUCACAGGCGGAGUACGGGUGAUACUAACAAUGGGAGGAGUGUUGCCGCAUACCCUCGGCCUUCUGCUUCCCCUCUUCAUGCCUGAUAACUAUGGGUGAGCGUUCGAUCGAGUUGAGUCAAGUAAAAA
Molecule: messenger RNA, 1492 nt
Organism: Hibiscus syriacus
Lineage: Eukaryota; Viridiplantae; Streptophyta; Magnoliopsida; Malvales; Malvaceae
Product: probable serine/threonine-protein kinase PBL9
Exons: 7
Coding region: 245-1450 (401 amino acids)
Biological process (GO): protein phosphorylation
Molecular function (GO): ATP binding; protein kinase activity
Source: RefSeq, a predicted model, not a curated record